Molecule: messenger RNA, 390 nt
Organism: Pestalotiopsis fici W106-1
Lineage: Eukaryota; Fungi; Ascomycota; Sordariomycetes; Amphisphaeriales; Sporocadaceae
Exons: 1
Coding region: 1-390 (129 amino acids)
Source: RefSeq, a predicted model, not a curated record
AUGCCUUUGCAACAGGUUUUCCACCUUCGCACUUCUGGUUGGGAACAAGACCCUGACGAGGAGAGGGUCAAGGUAUCGACCAUUGAUCGGACCCCGACCACGUCCUACAAUCAAUAUGUCGUCUAUUUCCGGGUUGAAGAGGCCGAAACCAAUCGUACCGUCAAUGUCCUUAAGGCCGGUCUUGAAACGACUCUGAGUCAAGCCAGGUACUUGUGCGGUACCAUUGAGAAAGACGGAGGCGGCCAUUCCUUUGUCAAGAGGAAAGAAACGGCUGUAAAGUUUGUGGUUCAGCGGCUAGAUCUCCCGGGGGAUAACUAUCCAUCAUUGGACGAUAUUGAGGCCGCUUACUUCUCGGCUCGUUGUCUGGGUGACUUGGAUACCUGGAGUUAG